Molecule: messenger RNA, 2843 nt
Organism: Limanda limanda (common dab)
Lineage: Eukaryota; Metazoa; Chordata; Actinopteri; Pleuronectiformes; Pleuronectidae
Gene: adipor1a
Product: adiponectin receptor 1a
Exons: 8
Coding region: 136-1269 (377 amino acids)
Biological process (GO): adiponectin-activated signaling pathway
Cellular component (GO): plasma membrane
Molecular function (GO): signaling receptor activity
Source: RefSeq, a predicted model, not a curated record
GGAAAGGAUUGUGUUUCGCAUGUAGAUAAAUAAUUCACCUUCCUGGUCCGAACGCCACCUUGUCAGGAGGAAAUUGAAGUAUACCGUCUGAAGCCGAAUACAUAGAUUGUGAGUGGAUCAUCUGGCAGUCUCCCUAUGGCCGCCCGAAACGGGUCUGCAAGUGAUGCAGACUGCCGUAUCUCUGAGGACUGCCAUGUCCCAGAUGUGGAGCUGAUGGAGCUGGGGCCACUGCUGGAGGAAGGAGGGGGGCGCCAUGCAGCAUCUAAAGGCGCCCACCAAGAGGGAGCCGCGAUGCUUGCUGAUGAGGAAGAGGAGGAGGAUGAUGAGGUGGAAGAGGUCAUGACUUUACCUCUCCAGGCUCACCACGCCAUGGAGAAGAUGGAAGAGUUUGUACACAAGGUCUGGGAGGGGCGCUGGAGAGUCAUCCCUUUCCAUGUCCUGCCAGAGUGGCUGAAGGACAACGAUUACCUCUUGCAUGGACACCGACCCCCAAUGCCCUCCUUCCGAGCCUGUUUUGGAAGUAUCUUCAGAAUUCACACUGAGACAGGAAACAUCUGGACUCACCUGUUAGGGCUGAUCUUAUUCAUUUGUCUGGGCACGUUAACCAUGCUGCGGCCCAACAUGUAUUUUAUGGCCCCGCUGCAAGAGAAAGUGGUGUUUGGGAUGUUCUUCUUGGGAGCUGUGCUCUGCCUCAGCUUCUCCUGGCUGUUUCAUACCGUCUACUGCCACUCUGAGAAAGUGUCUCGCACCUUCUCCAAGCUUGACUACUCGGGCAUCGCUCUCCUGAUCAUGGGCUCCUUCGUGCCCUGGCUGUACUACUCGUUCUACUGUUCCCCUCAGCCUCGCCUUAUCUACCUCACCAUUGUAUGUGUCCUCGGCAUUGCUGCCAUCGUAGUUGCCCAGUGGGACCGCUUCUCUACACCUCGUCACAGACCUACAAGAGCAGGUGUGUUCAUGGGUCUGGGACUAAGCGGCAUUGUACCCACCAUGCACUUCACUAUCGAGGAGGGCUUUGUUAAGGCCACCACAGUCGGCCAGAUGGGUUGGUUCUACUUGAUGGGUGCCAUGUACAUCACCGGUGCUGGUCUGUAUGCAGCUAGGAUCCCUGAGCGCUACUUCCCUGGCAAGUGUGACAUUUGGUUUCACUCUCAUCAGAUUUUUCAUGUUCUGGUCGUGGCAGCUGCAUUCGUUCAUUUCUAUGGAGUUUCAAACCUGCAGGAGUUUCGCUACGGACUUGAGGGAGGAUGCACAGAUGACUCUCUACUCUGAGAGCCCUGGCUGUGACUUACUCAUACUUUUCUUUAUAGCCCCACAAACAAUACACAAACACGCACACACUUAAAAUGCUGCUGGAAUUGAGUAUAGUCACUUGUUGCUCCUUGUACUUCUGAUUUGCUAACAUCCUGUUUGGGUUAUUAGUUGUCUUUCUGGUUUGGCUCCUUUCUGCUCCAAUAAAGUAGCAUUAACUGGCCAAUUAGAUAUAGUGGAACCCCCCACAGACACUACUUCUUCAAUAAUUAUAAAAUUUAAAGUCUGCAUUUUCAAUGAGGACUUUAACCAAAAACACAUUACUGUAACUUUUUGGUCAAUUCUUAGAAACUCUCUAGUAGCCCAACUUCUCCAUAGUCUGUUACCAUUGUGCAAGGGGUAUAAGAGAGUAUUACUUUUGCUGUAGCAUAGAGCACCAACUAUAAACUAUUCCCUUUUUGUCCCUUUUAGUUUACGUGCAGGUUAGAGCCAGGCAGGUGUAUAUUGUAGAGCAGGACCAUUUAGGUGCUUCAGGGCUUACACACACACACACUUGUUUUAGGAGGAUGCAAGUAUGCAUACAUAGUGUGUAUGGAUGUCACCAGAUAUUCUGUGCUGACUUUAACUGUACAGCUUUCCAUUAAAACCUGUGGGACCACCACGAACCCACCGAUUGCCCACUCUACAAUAAAACAAAAUGUACCCGAAAAACCCAGUUACUACUCUAAAAUCUCAUUGAAACAAAAUAAAAAACAUUAUUAUGAAAGUAGUAUAUAAAGAUUAAAUCCCAUAUAUGAAGAGUAUGACUUACACAUGGGUUUAAGUUAGGCUGAUUUGGACCAAAAUUAUUCAUUGGCUGAUUAGUUUCCUUGACCUUUAUACUGAAAUGCAUAAAAAGAUGUUUUGCAUUUGUUGUGUUAUUUUAAUUGACAAAAGUCCCCAACAAAUAAAAAAUGCGAAGGAAUUAAAACAUGACAAACUGUAAUUUUUAUCAAAAACUUGUUUCUGGAGUAAAAGUUCAUGGGCUGCGCAAAAUGUAUGGAUCUGGAUCGGUCUUCUUUUAUUUGUUUUCUGUCUUUUUUUGUUCAUGGUUAGGUAUUUUUCUUCUAGAUUUCAGAUGCAAUGAGAGGUGUAAAUAUCAAAUGCACCUGGGUGUAUACCAUGAAAUUCGAAACUUUGAAUCACUAUAUGGGGUUUAAAAUGUGUUAUGUAUGAUUGAUAUAAACUUUUAGUAUUCCUGUGCCUUAGGCCAAGGGAAAUGUUUUUAAAUGAAAUGGCCUAUCUUAACUGUCAAGGGAGCUUCAAGGAUUUCCAUAUGUUGACUUUUCAUGUUUUCCUUGCCAUAAAUAUACAAUCAAAUCAUCGAACGUACAACUCCAUUGAUAGGUUGUAUCAACUGCUGUUUAAGACUCCUUUUUCUAGAUCAACUUACUCAAGCUUUAUUACAAAGACUAAAACAACGUGUAUUCUUGACUUUGUGUUUUGUCCUGUGUAGAAAGUGAUAAAUCAUACAUUUCACUGAAAUGUAAACAUAAAUAUUUAUUAAUGGUAAUCUUGGAAAAUUAUUGUAAUAAAUUUUUUUCCACAUGUACAAA